AUGCGUCUGCUCUACACAAAAGAGCUGGAGACGGGGGGCUUUGAGCUGCACGAGUUUGGCGAGCAAGACGUCCCGCCGUACGCCAUCCUCUCGCACACCUGGGGCGAUGGCGAGGUCACUUUCCAGGACAUGACCCUCGGGCGAUUUGCAGACAAGAAGGGCUACGCCAAGAUCAAAGGCUGCUGCUCCCUCGCAAGGGCAAACGGAUACGACUAUGCCUGGGUGGAUACGUGUUGCAUCGACAAGACGAGCAGCGCGGAGCUGUCUGAAGCAAUCAACUCCAUGUACCAGUGGUACGGAGAGGCUGAAGUGUGCUACGGCUACCUGGCAGACGUGACGUCCGCGGUUGGUUUCGCAGAGAGCAGAUGGUUCACCAGAGGAUGGACUCUUCAAGAGUUGAUUGCUCCCCAGGAGAUGAUCUUUCUCGACGAGGCAUGGAACAAGCUGGGCACCAGGGAGACUCUGAAGCAGGCGAUUUCCAAACGCACCGGCAUUCCCUUGAGCGUGCUCUCUGGCUCCGACCUCAAUGGGAUGAGUAUUGCGCAGAAAAUGUCGUGGGCCGCUUCGAGGAAGACAUCGCGAUCCGAAGACCGAGCCUACUGUCUCAUGGGCAUCUUUGGCAUCAACAUGCCGCUGCUGUACGGCGAAGGCGAAAGAGCCUUCAUGAGGCUCCAGGAAGAAAUCAUGAAGGUGACGGAUGACGACAGCAUCUUUGCCUGGAGAUCGGACGGC
This is a messenger RNA of Trichoderma citrinoviride, 732 nucleotides long. Its product is annotated as HET-domain-containing protein. The annotation marks the transcript as partial. The record is from RefSeq and is a predicted model, not a curated record. The transcript has a single exon. Lineage: Eukaryota; Fungi; Ascomycota; Sordariomycetes; Hypocreales; Hypocreaceae.